Elephantulus edwardii (Cape elephant shrew) is the source of this 384-nucleotide messenger RNA. It is a transcript of the gene FABP1, whose product is annotated as fatty acid binding protein 1, liver. Gene Ontology annotation, cellular component: cytosol; nucleus. Gene Ontology annotation, biological process: fatty acid transport. The record is from RefSeq and is a predicted model, not a curated record. Bases 1 to 384 code for a protein of 127 amino acids. Lineage: Eukaryota; Metazoa; Chordata; Mammalia; Macroscelidea; Macroscelididae. The transcript is spliced from 4 exons. Gene Ontology annotation, molecular function: fatty acid binding.
AUGAACUUCACGGGCAAGUACCAACUGCAGAGCCAGGAGAACUUUGAGGCCUUCAUGAAGGCAGCCGGUCUGCCUGAUGACAUUAUCCAGAAGGGGAAGGAUAUCAAAAGUGUGUCAGAAAUUGUGCAGAAUGGAAAGCACUUCAAGCUCACCAUCACCACUGGGACCAAAGUGAUGCAGAAUGAGUUCACCAUUGGGGAGGAGUGUGAGCUGGAGACCAUGACUGGGGAGAAGGUCAAGACAGUAGUCAAUAUGGAAGGUGAUAACAAGCUGGUGGCAAACAUCAAAGGCAUGAAGUCAGUGACUGAACUCAACGGUGACACAAUCAUUAGUAUCAUUACACUGGGUGACAUUGUCUUCAAGAGAGUGAGCAAGAGAAUUUAG